AUGGCCAUGCCAUGGAGGCUGGUCUUUCACAUGGCAGAAGUGGUUUGGAUGGUGCUCCAAGGUUGGCUGUCGUCUUGUCUCAUGGUGGCCGACGAGAUUGCCCGCGCCCUCCGCAGCGGCGACAUCGGCCCAUUCCCCGUCGGAUAA
Molecule: messenger RNA, 147 nt
Organism: Spirodela intermedia
Lineage: Eukaryota; Viridiplantae; Streptophyta; Magnoliopsida; Alismatales; Araceae
Source: the annotation of a GenBank genome assembly